UUUUAUCAGUCUGUGACCGGCAUUGAACACGAGAGAGGAAGUAAACCUCGAAUAUAGUAUUUUUACAAUUAUUUUAGAAAUUUAUAUAGUUUCUGUACUGGAAUAGUGAUAGAUAGAGUCCAUAAAAUGAUUCUAAUUGGUGUAUUUGACAUCGCGAGUUGGUGGACUAUAGUCAUCGCUUUCCAAGUAGUUGUAAUUUCUACUUACUUCUUCUGGAACAAAAAGAAGUCUAAAACCUACGAUCCUCUAUGUAACGGGAAGGCGAUAGAAUGGAACCCGAUUCCUAUAGUGGAGCAUGAUGUUACGGUAGAAGAACCUCCAUUGAUGGGAAGAAUUGAUGACAAUGUGUUGAAUGUGGGAAGUUCAAGUUUCCUUGCCCUUGACAAAGAGGAGUCUAUCAUGGAGGAUUCUUUGAAGUCUAUGGAGAAAUAUGGGGUAGGUUCCUGUGGACCUCGUGGGUUCUAUGGGACUAUUGACGUCCACUUGGAGUUGGAGGAACGCCUGGCGAAGUUCUUAGAAGUGGAAGAGACCUGUGUGUACUCAUAUGGCUUCUCAACAAUAGCCAGUGCUAUACCAUCAUACUCUAAGAAGAAGGACAUUAUUUUUGCUGAUGAACGUGUUUGGUUUGCGAUCCAGAAGGGUUUAGAUUCCUCCCGCAGUACUGUCCGCUUCUUUAAACAUAAUGAUAUGGACCACCUCAAGAAGCUGCUGUCUGAAGCUCAGCAAAAGAAGGAACUGAACCCUAAGAGACGAGCAUUCAUUGUCGCUGAGGGCAUUUACUUGAACACUGGAGAAAUGUGCCCGCUAAAGAGAUUGGUGCAGCUCGCCAGGGAAUACAAAUUGAGAAUUAUCUUGGAUGAGAGUCUCACUAUCGGGGUAUUAGGCAAAAAUGGGCGUGGCUUAACAGAACACUUGGGUGUGCCUCGCCAUGAGAUCGACCUGAUCGUGGGGUCGUUGGAGCACUCGUUCGCGACCAUCGGCGGGUUCUGCGCCGGCACACACUUCAUUGUCGAACAUCAGAGGCUGUCUGGACUUGGAUACUGCUUCAGCGCGUCCCUACCACCGAUGCUGACCCAGGCUGCCAUCUCAGCCCUCAACGUGAUCGAAGGCAAGCCCUCCAUCGUUGGAGAGCUGAUCGAGAACUCUAAGAAACUUAAUAGUGCCCUCUCCAAGCUGAAGCACUACAAGUUCCGAGGUGACGAGGUCUCGCCGAUAAAGCACAUAUACCUCAAGAAGGACGACUUAACAGACAGACUGAAACACUCCUACCUUCGUAAUAUUACCAACUACUGCCUAGAAAAAGGUGUCGCCAUGACACUAGCCGCGUACAUCCGUGAUGUAGAAAUCAAUUGUCCAGAACCUUCCAUCCGUUUAACAAGCAGCAGAAAACUUACAGAUGAUACCAUCAGCUUAGUAUGUUCGUUACUAGAUGAGGCCUACGAGAAAGUAGGUCCCAAACCUGAACUACAGCCUGUGUAGAGCGAUACCAUUGCCUCAACUUUAUAGUCUAUGGCAAUUUAGGCGGGAAGUACAAUUUUUUUUUGUUUCUUUUUUCUAUCUUUUUGUUGUAAGAGUAAUUGUUUUUUUGUGUAAAUGUGUAAGCAUUAAUAGAAAGUUGUUACACACAUCAGAAUAAUAUUUUUCACUGCAUUUAAGGAGCGAAUAUAGGUAAGAACUACAUUAUUAUUAUUAUAAGUUUAAUUUGGUAGUUAUAUAAUGCUAAGUAACAAUGCAAUAGCACAUUCAAUGAAAUUAUAUUUGUUUUAUAUCUACUAUGUUCAUGGAACAGAUUCUACUUUAUAUUUUAUUAGGUCUCCAGUAAGAAAAACCUUAAAUAUUUUUAAUUUAUUUAAUUUAGGGCAACACUAAUAACAGAAGCAAGGAUUGGCUACUUACUUAGAGGAUUUAUUUUUGUAACUUUUAUUAUUUUAAACUUCGAAUUUUAGUGUAUAGAUUAUCCAAUGAAGCUUAU
Spodoptera litura is the source of this 1972-nucleotide messenger RNA. RefSeq names its product serine palmitoyltransferase subunit I (gene Spt-I). Gene Ontology annotation, cellular component: endoplasmic reticulum. NCBI's taxonomy places the organism in Eukaryota, Metazoa, Arthropoda, Insecta, Lepidoptera, Noctuidae. The record is from RefSeq and is a predicted model, not a curated record. Gene Ontology annotation, biological process: ceramide biosynthetic process; sphingosine biosynthetic process. Gene Ontology annotation, molecular function: serine C-palmitoyltransferase activity; pyridoxal phosphate binding.